AAGACGUCCCCAGCCAGAUAAUUCCGACACCCCCUCCUAAUUAUCCGACAAAUGAUCAACUACUUUAACUAUUACCUCCCCCAGUCCCCGAAACCCCCGGUGAAAAAUCAAUAAUAAAAAAAGAAAAAAUAACCGGCGAUUCCCACUCGAAAAAAAAUUUUCUGGCGCACGAGAUCGAACGAUUUUCAUUAAUUAAUUAUUAUUAAUCUUUGGAAAAUUAAAUGUUGACGAACUCUAGAGUCGGAGGGUCCUUGACGAUAAUCAGUGAUGGUGCCAUGGCGACAGAAUGGGCGUGUUGAUGGUGUUCGGUAAUGGGGUCUCCUAUUGGCGGACGCGGCCGCGAUAUCGGGAUGACAGGGUGUGGCCGGGGGUUGGAACAGGACCAGAGGCGCAGGGAUGCUGCGCUUCAUCCCCGGGCUCGAUCGAAAUCUUAUCAGAUAGAAGUCAGUCCUCGACAGGUCCUUCUCCCAUUUUUCAAUGUAUUUUAUUCCCGUUAAAUUAUUUUAAUCCUCCGAUAAGACGAAAUCCUUAAUAUUUCGUUCAAAUAAAUUGAGUGAUUCAUCCAAUUAAUUAUUUGGUUAAUAAAACGUCAUCGCUCGAGGAAUUUUCUGACCAAUGAUGGAGAGAGGAGCAUUGUACCCCAUCUCGACGUGCUGCAAUCUGAGUGUUCAACCCCGGAGGAGUAUUGGUUCAGGGGGAGGAUCUCUGACCCGGGAGGAGCGCCGUCGACGACGAAGGGCGACGCAGAAGUACAGAACCGCUCAUGCGACUCGGGAGAGGGUGCGAGUUGAGGCGUUCAAUCUAGCGUUCGCAGAACUCCGGAAGCUCCUGCCAACGCUUCCACCCGACAAAAAACUUUCCAAAAUAGAAAUUCUGCGUCUGGCCAUUUGCUACAUUGCCUACUUAAACCACGUGCUGGAGGCAUGA
This is a messenger RNA of Diachasmimorpha longicaudata, 927 nucleotides long. Its product is annotated as helix-loop-helix protein 1-like. The transcript is spliced from 4 exons. Gene Ontology annotation, biological process: regulation of transcription by RNA polymerase II. NCBI's taxonomy places the organism in Eukaryota, Metazoa, Arthropoda, Insecta, Hymenoptera, Braconidae. Bases 616 to 927 code for a protein of 103 amino acids. The record is from RefSeq and is a predicted model, not a curated record. Gene Ontology annotation, molecular function: protein dimerization activity; DNA-binding transcription factor activity, RNA polymerase II-specific; RNA polymerase II cis-regulatory region sequence-specific DNA binding.